Molecule: messenger RNA, 1556 nt
Organism: Entelurus aequoreus (snake pipefish)
Lineage: Eukaryota; Metazoa; Chordata; Actinopteri; Syngnathiformes; Syngnathidae
Gene: mreg
Product: melanoregulin
Exons: 6
Coding region: 449-1162 (237 amino acids)
Biological process (GO): melanosome transport
Cellular component (GO): melanosome
Source: RefSeq, a predicted model, not a curated record
GAGGGGGUGGUUCACAUGCUAUAAAUGGGAUUGGAGGCGGGGUGUGCUGUAAAUUCGGACCCUGGGGGGUAAGACUUAUUUUGUAGACACGUGUGUUUAAAAGAGCCAGCUUACGGGUUGUAAUUAAAGAAAAGUGAUGUUGUCUUCAGAGGACAAUGUGAAUAACAUGGAGGCGGGAGGUUGAUGAUGAUGAUGAUGAUGCGGCUCGCUCACAUGACACGGCUGUGACUAUCUGCCGGGGCAAUGGGUGUGUGAAAUGUUGCCUUAGUGAGUUGAGUGCUGGUCUGCAGACCUUCUCUGGCCUCUCCACCUGCAGGAUCCACCUCGUCAUCCUGGACCAUGGGAAGCUAAACAUGAGGAUGUGAAAGAGCGAGGUGGUCUUGGUUCGAAGCAGCUGAGGGACCAGUGAGGUGAUAACUUUUUUUGUUUUAGGGGAUAAUCUGCAUCAAUGGGCGCGGCGUUCUCCAAGUUCUGCAUGCGGUGCUGCUGCUACUGCUGUGCCGACAGCGAUGAUGACGACGACGAGAAGCAGCCCUUGAUAUCAAACCCGGAUCCCCUGGAAUAUUUCAGUCGGGAGGUCCAGAAACGUCGUGACGAGGAGACCAACCUGUGGAGCGAGCCGGGGGACCCCAGCCACACGGAGAGGGACGACGACCGAGCACUGCACUCUCUCCUGCAGGCCCGCAACAAGACGCGUGUUGGAACUACGGGUUAUCGUCGUCUAAGCGUGGACAUUGAGGCCAUGAGAGACACUCGCAGGGAAGUCCGAGACAAGUGGAAGACCCUCUUGGAAAACCUUGGCUUCAUGGCGGAGGCCGACUCGCUGCUGAACGUGUCUGCCGGCGCUUCGCUGGACCGCAUGCGUGACGCGGCGGCCGCGCGCUCGUUGCUGCAGACGCUCCAUUCCGACACGUCCCUCUUUAACAGCGGGGAAGCGCCGCCGGAAAGAUACCUCUUCAUCCUGGAUCGCCUGCUGUAUCUCGACAUCGCCGAGGACUUUCUGUCAAAAGCAAAGCGCUUCUACCCACCGCGGAACUCGUCGGACGAGGACACGCCAGAGGGCGCCAUCAACCUGCCGCUGCUGCUGGCCCGAUUGCAGGCCAAGAACGGGACGGCGGGCGACGACGAGGGCGACAGCGAAAAGUCGGGAGACUACCCGUGAUGCCGCAGUACUCAGAGACACCAGACGGGGGUGUUAGACGUCCAUCCAGGAGGGAUGGAGGACAGAAACUCUAAGGUCUUUCAUAUACUGCUCUCCUCUCUCGAAGUGCAUGAAUUAUAUCUUAUUUUCUUUGGCUGUCAGGAUUUUUUUAGCCUGCUUUGUUGUGUAAAGAACCUUCAGGGUCUUGACGUCCUGUGACGCCUCACAUGACCGAUAAAACCCCCAAACAAAGAAUUGCUGACUCGCUGUUGAAUGUGUCUUCAAGCAGGGACGUGUGCCCACCCUGUGACUUCUCUACUCUAUGCCCCCCCCCCCCCUUUCUCAGCAAUGUACUCAUGUGGACAUCCCAGUUUUGUCUUCUGAUGUCCUCCUAAGCGUCAAAUAAAUUUGAAGC